Molecule: messenger RNA, 3461 nt
Organism: Pantherophis guttatus
Lineage: Eukaryota; Metazoa; Chordata; Lepidosauria; Squamata; Colubridae
Source: RefSeq, a predicted model, not a curated record
GAGGCAGAAGACCCGGCAAGCCUCGGCCUGCGGAGGACGCCAUGCCCCUGCCCAGCCAGGCAAGGAAGACGGGCACGGAGGCCCCUCCAAGCAGAGCCCUGGAUCGCCUCUAAAGGGGAGGCUCCUGGCCAGAUUCCCUGCAGGAAAGGAGAUGGAGAUGAAACGGCUCAGCCUCUCCCUGGUACUGGUCCUCUUCCUCGUCCUGGCCUUGCAAAUCUUGUCGGCCGUCGAUUUUGACCCGUAUCGGAUCCUGGGCGUCAGCAGGACUGCGAGCCAGGUGGAUAUUAAAAAAGCCUACAAGAAACUCGCCCGGGAGUGGCAUCCGGACAAGAAUAAAGACCCAGGAGCGGAAGACAGGUUUAUACAAAUCAGCAAAGCCUACGAGAUCCUGUCCAACGAGGAGAAGCGGUUGAAUUUUGACCGUUACGGCGACGUGGGCGAGAACCAGGGCUUCCCGCACCAGCAGCAGCAGGCACCGCAUCGCCACGCACACCCCUUCCAUGAGAGCUUCUACUUCGACGAGUCCUUCUUCCACUUCCCCUUCAACUCAGAGCGCCACCAGGACUCCAUCGACGAGAAGUACCUGCUGCACUUCUCCCACUACGUCAACGAGGUCGUUCCCGAGAGUUUCCGGAAGCCUUACUUGAUCAAGAUCACCUCCGAUUGGUGCUUCAGCUGCAUCCACAUCGAGCCCGUCUGGAAGGAGGUGGUGCAGGAGCUGGAGGCACUGGGUGUGGGGAUCGGUGUUAUCCACGCGGGCUACGAGCGGCGCCUGGCCCAGCACCUUGGAGCACACAGCACCCCGUCCAUCCUGGGCCUGAUCAACGGGAAGGUCACCUUCUUCCACAACGCCGUCGUCCGGGAGAACCUCCGGCAGUUUGUGGAGAGCCUGCUCCCUGGGGCGCUGGUGGAGAAGAUUACGGACAAGAACUAUGUCCGGUUCCUGUCCAACUGGAAGAAGGAGAACAAGCCUCACGUCCUGCUCUUUGACCACAUGCCCCUGGCGCCCCUCCUCUACAAGCUCACGGCCUUCGCGUACAGAGACUACCUCUCCUUCGGCUACGUGUACGUGGGGCUCCGGGGCACCGAGGAACUUUCCCGGCAGUACAACAUCAAUGUCUACACGCCCACCAUGAUGGUCUUCAAGGAGCAGAUUGAGAAGCCGGCUGAUGUCAUCCAGGCCCGCCACAUGAGGAAGCAGCUGAUCGAUGACUUCCUGUCCCAGAACAAAUUCCUCCUCGCCUCCCGCCUGACCAGCCAGAAGCUCUUCCAGGAAUUGUGUCCCGUGAAGAAAUCUCACCGUCAGCACAAGUACUGUGUGGUCCUGGCCACGGGCGAGGGGGAGAAGUACGCGGAGGGCUACGGGGCCUUUCUGGCCUUCGCUGUGGCUAACACGAAGGAGACCCUGCGGUUCGUCCAUAUCUACGGCGACAACCAGCCGGACUUUGUCCGCACUCUGCUCCAGGGGGACGCUUGGUUUCGGUCCAAGUCGGCUGUGCUGAUCCUCGAGAGACGCACCAACUCCGGGCAGGUGGUAUACAGGGCCCUGGAGGAGCCCUGGACGGGCACCGAGGAGGGCACCUUCACCCUGCUGGACUUCCUGGACCAGCUGAGGAUGGACGCCUCCUUCCUAUCCUCCCAGGCUGUCCUGACGGACCUGACGGACGAGCUGGCGCCUGUUUUCUUCCUCCGGUGGGCCUACUCAGCUGUGGACUACGCCGUGGACAGCUGGGAGAGCCUCUUCCGCAGCAACUGGCGGGAGAUGAUGCCUUUGCUCUCCCUGAUCUUCUCGGCACUUUUCAUCCUCUUUGGGACGGUGAUCGUGCAGGCCUUCAGCGAUUCGAGUGACGAGAGGGAUUUGCCUCCCCCCAAGAAGGAGGACCCUCCCCCCAAGAGCGAGAAGAACGACAUGAGCUUCGCCAAAGAAGACAGGAUUCCCAAGAAGUACUCGGUGAAAGUGACGGAGCUGACGGACAUCACCUACACCAGCAACCUGGUGCGGCUGAGGCCCGGCCACAUCAACGUGGUCCUGAUCCUCUCCAACGCCACCAAGACCCCCCUGCUGCAGAGGUUCGCUCAGGAGGUCUUCACUUUCACCGGGAGCAGCUGCCUCCAUUUCUCCUUCCUGAGCCUGGACAAGCACCGGGAGUGGCUGGAGUACGUGCUGGAGUUUGCGCAGGACGCGGCCCCCAUCCCCAACCAGUACGACAAGCACUUCCUGGAGCGCGACUACGCCGGCUACGUCCUGGCCCUCAACGGCCACAAGAAGUACUUCUGCCUCUUCCGGCCCCCGCAGCCCGAGGAGGGCCCCUGCGAGGACGAGACGGCCGACCCGGCAGAGGCGUGGGGCAGGCCCUCUUCGUCGGGCGGCCUGCGGGGCGUGAAGAGCAAGCUGCAGCGGCUGUCCUUCUGGAUGGAGCGGCUGCUGGAGGGGUCCCUGCAGAGAUUUUACAUCCCCUCCUGGCCCGCCCUAGACUGAACCCCCAUUAAAGUCCUCCCAGAAAGGCUGAGAGGCGGCUGGGUGACUGCAGGCUCGGAAGGAGGGCCCCCUGGAGCCUCUCGGGGGCCCGAUAAGACUGUAGCGUUUAGAUGACCUCUCCUAGGCCCGGUGAGUUAGAAACCGCGUCGUGGCCCUCAGGGCUGGCUGGCUGACCAGGAAGGCGCUGACCGGUCCCCUGGCACCAAAUAGUCCAGACUGUCUCAGGGGAGCCUGGGCGGGGGGGGCCUCCACCUCCUCUUCCUCCCCCCUGCCCGCUUCCCCAGCCUUCGAGGGCUCUGCAGGAGCCGCUGCUGCUGUUAGAACUCUUGGCCUACGGACUUACGGCUGCUGUUCCUUCGAAGAUGGGCUUUGUUCUCUCUCCAGACCCUCCACCUGUGGCUCGUUUCAGGCCUGGCCUCCCCCUGCAUGCACCGGGGCCUGUCCCCCCGCCCCCCCCAGCCGCUGGCUCCCCUUGAUCGGAUGACAGGACAGGCAGUCUAAUGGGGAGGUGGGGAGACCCCCCCCCCACCCUACCCUCCAGUCUGGGGAAGCUGUGCAGAAUGAGCCUGGCCGGGUCCCCAAGCAGAUCCACGAGCCGUUUUCCUCCUUUUGUCUCCUCCGUGGCUGUCCGUGUCAGGAUGUCUAGUCUAGAGCCAUAAUCCAGCUGCUCUGCCCCCCCUGCAAAUCCCUUUGUGCCCCCCCCGCUCCCCACGGGGAAAGCUGACCACGGGGGGCGGGGGAGGGGGGCAGGGAAGGUCUCGAGAGUCCUGGAUCUGGACUGUGGGAAGCAGGGCCGGGGUCCCUCCGUCCGGCCCCAUUUCGGUUGCUUUUGUUUACAAUUUUUGUGCAGCUGCCUCUUUACCUCUUUUUGCCCUCUCGUCUCGGGACAGGGCAGAGCACGUGUCUUUUUUGGGGAGGGGGCUGUUUGUCCUUUGAGUUCAUCUCUGUGUGUCUAGAUAGGCUGCCUGGAUCAUUGGGGGGG